CAAGCUUUAAGCUUAGGUCCACUUCCUCCAUAGCCACAAACACAUACGCAUGUCAAACAAAUUCAUAAUAUGUCCAAAAUAAUAUUAGGAUUUCCUAUUGAAAGAGAUCAAAGCAUAGUACGUGAACAGUAAUUAUGAACAGUAAUUGUGAACAGUAAUCAUGAACAGUAUCAUGAACAAUAACUCGUAAACAAUACAAUUUACUUAUAAUUCCUGCAGCAAAAUUCACACCCAAAUCAAACAAUAAAAAGGACUAACUCACUAUCUUUCCCAUAUAAGCCCCAAAAUUAAUGAUAUUUCUAAUAAAAGUUUAAUACCCAAAAAUCUUAUAAACCAAAGGAUUAAAGUCAAAUCUCACCAAUUUAAACUACCUAAAACUCUAACCCAAAAUUCAUAACUAAAACUUAUACUUACCUAACAAAAGCACCUUAACUUUGGUUGGAGAAAGAAGGAAGAAAAGGAUGGAGGUGGAAGAGGAAGGCAUAGGAAAACAAAAUGAGGCUUUUGGGAGCCUUGUGGAGGCUUAUCCAAGCUUCCACCGACAAAGGAAAAAACUUGGUUGGAAAAAUGCCAUGUGGUAAGCAAAAUUGGAAUAAUUGAGUUAUGGUCAU
Rubroshorea leprosula is the source of this 611-nucleotide messenger RNA. Lineage: Eukaryota; Viridiplantae; Streptophyta; Magnoliopsida; Malvales; Dipterocarpaceae. The record is from the annotation of a GenBank genome assembly.